Capronia epimyces CBS 606.96 is the source of this 615-nucleotide messenger RNA. RefSeq lists its product as uncharacterized. Bases 1 to 615 code for a protein of 204 amino acids. The record is from RefSeq and is a predicted model, not a curated record. The transcript has 2 exons. Lineage: Eukaryota; Fungi; Ascomycota; Eurotiomycetes; Chaetothyriales; Herpotrichiellaceae.
AUGGUCCUGGGCAUACUUACCUCGAUAGCGGCUUGCCCUGCCAUUGUCGGCACCGCCGAAGCAGUCCGUCAGGGUCAAAGGAAAUCGGCCAAAGAACGGCAUCGAGGUGUGAAAUCCAAUCUUAUUGUUUCCUGCAACAGCCCAUCGGCCAGUAGCCAGGAGGUCAAUGGAGGAAGGGUAGUCCUGCGCGACAACAAGCUGUUUAUCGCGACACCUGCGGCCGAACACCUAACCUCCCAUCUAUUCGCCGGCUAUUUUCUCCCUUUUCCCGAGCAGAACUGGGGCCGCCAAGGUGAAGGACUCGUCUCUACAAUCAGUGAUGACCCCCCACAGUUGAACUGGAUAUAUGUCGACCAAGACACGUAUGAGAUCAAGUAUGGCAAUCGAAUUCAGGCUGAGCCUCACCUUGUUGGGCCCUGGGAUUGCACCGUGGUCGACAAAAGACUCACUCUCGAGGGUUGGGAGGGGUUCGUGGCUGUCCACGAGGGCCCAGGAGAGUGGUCCCUCUACUUCGACCGCGACGACGACGGCUUGAAGGGCAAGGUCACCAAGAAGACAGUCCUGGAGGUCGAGCUGACCCGAAAAGAGCGGAGAAAGGGUCGGGGCGACGAGUAG